Messenger RNA from Yamadazyma tenuis ATCC 10573, 1404 nucleotides. Its product is annotated as histidine phosphatase family protein. Gene Ontology annotation, cellular component: fungal-type cell wall. The record is from RefSeq and is a predicted model, not a curated record. Gene Ontology annotation, molecular function: acid phosphatase activity. NCBI's taxonomy places the organism in Eukaryota, Fungi, Ascomycota, Pichiomycetes, Serinales, Debaryomycetaceae.
AUGGUUUCUCUUUCCAAAGCAUUGUUCUCGAGUCUCUUGAGCUUACCAUUGGAUGUCUACAGACAAGUGGCCAACCCUGACUUAGCAGCCACCAGCCAGUACAAUAUCGUCAAGUACUUGUCGGGGGCUGGGCCGUUCUUAGAAUUCUCGGGGUACGGGAUUUCCACUGACUUGCCUGACAAUUGUACUUUGGAACAGGUUCAAUUGUUGAUGAGACAUGGGGAAAGAUUUCCUGGGUUACUGGCGGGGUUGGGAUAUGAAGCUAUUAUUGACCGGUUGCAGAGCUAUAACCAGACAAUUGUGGGACCAUUGGCGUUCUUGAACGAUUACGAGUGGUUUGUUCCUGACCAAGGCUUGUACGAGUAUGAGACCACUCCUGCUAACAGUGAUUCACCCUACAGCGGAUUUGAGACUGCUUGGAAAGCGGGUGCGACUUUUAGAAGCAAAUACAACUCUUUGUACAACGACUCGCAGAUAUUGCCGGUGUUUGCUGGUGCAAGUGCCAGAGUGGUCCAGACGGCCGACUUCUUCACCAGGGGAUUUUUGGGCGCCAACUUCACUAAGGACUACUAUGUGUAUAAUGUCAUCAGUGAAAAUGCCACCCAGGGUUUCAACACCUUGACCCCCAGAUGGGGUUGUACCAACUACAACAGCAGUGCAAACUCCGCCUUCGUCAAAGAGUUCCCUACUGACUACUUAGACACGAUUGUGGACAGAUUGGUGGAUGAGAAUGAUGGGUUGAAUUUGACCACUGCUGAUAUUCAAAGCUUGAUCCAAAUUUGCGGCUACGAAUUGAACGCGAAAGGGGCCUCACCCUUUUGUGAAUUGUUCACCCAGGACGAAUAUGUGACAAACAGCUACCAGAAUGACUUACUGUUCUAUUACUCGGCCGGCCCGGGCCAUAACUUGACAAAAUACGUUGGAUGGGUGCAAUUGAACGCUUCGUUGGCGUUAUUGAAAGAUGACGAUAACGAACAGAAAAUCUGGUUGAGUUUUAUCCAUGACACCGAUAUCGAGCUUUUCCAUAGUGCGUUGGGAUUGUUCGACACUAUCGAGCCUUUGCCUAACGACCAAGUGAGAUUCACUGACACCUACCACCAUAUUGAUCCUAUUCCUAUGGGCGCCCGAGUCAUCACUGAGAAGUUCAGCUACAGCAAUGAUGGUGAGUCCUACGUGAGAUUCAUCAUCAACAACUCCGUCAAACCUAUCAAGGGCUGUAGCAGCGGUCCUGGCUUUUCGUGUAAAUUGUCUGACUUUGAAGAGUACGUGGAAGAAAGGUUUGGGGACUUUGACAUGGAAGAUGUGUGUGCCCCUAACCCCGACUAUCCUCAAGACUUGACAUUCUACUGGGACUGGCAAGGAAACGAGGCGUAUAAUAUCACUGCUCCCAGAAUUGUUAACUAA